Messenger RNA from Cylicostephanus goldi, 1341 nucleotides. The record is from the annotation of a GenBank genome assembly. NCBI's taxonomy places the organism in Eukaryota, Metazoa, Nematoda, Chromadorea, Rhabditida, Strongylidae.
AUGAAUGAAACUAAUCAAGCUAAAAAAGAAGUGUUUCGGAUUGAAGAUGAUGUAUCAUCACGCAUAAGCACUGCACAGGUUAUUGUUUCGCUUAGCAGUGCUGUUCGCCAGCUGAUAGACAACUCACUCGAUGCUUCAGCACAAUGCAUUGUUCUUGAAGAGAAGUUUGCAGAGAUUCGUGCUAAAAACAGUGGAUAUGAAAGCGUAGAAGUCAUCGAUGAUGGCACUGGCAUCGAUGCGGGAAGCUUUGAAUCACUCUGCAGGCCACAUUCAACAUCUAAACUGAAAGGUAUCGAUGACUUCAGCACACUGUCAACCCUUGGUUUUCGCGGAGAGGCCCUGAAUGCACUCUGUGCUAUCGCUUCACUCACUAUCAUCACGCGAUCUCGAUCUGCUACCCUUGGCACCAAGCUCCGCUUCGACCACUGUGGCAGGAUAGUAGAUCAGUCACCUGUUGCACGAUCGAUAGGAACUACUGUGGUCGUAGAAAAUCUGUUUGAGACGCUCCCCGUGAGGAGGAAAGAAUUUGAGAAAACAGCAAAGAGGGACUUCGGUAGGGUUCUGACUGCUAUUCAAUGUUUUGCCCUAUCCCGACCUGAGGUGAAAUUCAUAUGCAGCAACGUCAUUGCGGGAAAGAAGUCUCAACCCAUUUGUACUCCGGGAAAAGUCGGUGUGCGAGAGGUUGUGAUCAACUUAUUCGGAGGUCGAGCCGAUAAAAACAAGAUGGUUGACGUUGUUCGCUGUGUUCCAACUGAAGAUAUCGCGCUGAUGCACGGCGUCGAUCCUAAAAACACUUCAGCUUAUGUAGAUAUCGAGUUCACUGGCUUUGUUAGCUCUUGCGAGCAUGGCUAUGGGCGAAGCUCGACUGACCGACAAUUUAUAUAUGUUAACCAAAGACCUGUGGAUUAUUCCAAGAUUUGUCGAGUAAUUAACGAAGUUUACCAGCAGUAUAAUCGAUCUCAAUACCCCACACUCGUACUGUACAUCAACGUACCUGCAGCUGAGAGAAUUAAUACGCACAUAACCAAUGAGACGUAUGAGAAGUCUUCUACGGAUGCAGCUGUAAACAACACUGAAAUUGAUGCUCCUCUAGCUAGCACUUCUUCUGAUUCAAGACCUAUCAAGGAACGUACACCCAAAAAAGCCGGUAAAUUGAUGAAUUUGAGCAGAAAGGACAGUGUGUUCAUGGAAAAGAUGGAGAGGACCAUGGAUGAGGAAGAACCUUCAACGAGUGCCACAGCUUCAACAAGGAAAGAGCCUACCUUGGAAGGCGCUAUAACACUGUCACAAUGUGUGGAGCAGUCAACUACAUUUAUGAGAACGCAGCAAUUGGUUUGUUAA